Messenger RNA from Pimephales promelas (fathead minnow), 2114 nucleotides. It is a transcript of the gene peli1a, whose product is annotated as pellino E3 ubiquitin protein ligase 1a. Gene Ontology annotation, molecular function: ubiquitin protein ligase activity; protein binding. Lineage: Eukaryota; Metazoa; Chordata; Actinopteri; Cypriniformes; Leuciscidae. Gene Ontology annotation, biological process: protein K48-linked ubiquitination; regulation of Toll signaling pathway. The record is from RefSeq and is a predicted model, not a curated record.
GAACAGCAGAAAAGUAGACAGAAGCGAGUGAUUCUGGAGAUCUGUCAGUGCACUGAGACUGCUGGGGACUUUACAUGAUUUCAUUUAGCAUAAUCCCGACUGUUGUCAUCUGUGUCCGACAUUACCCGAGCCAGUCCAGCUGGAGUGUGUGUAGUGUGGCGCACAUCUGAGAAGGCUCACUAAAAGUCUAAUUAGAGAGGUCUUCUGGUGAGGCUGUGAUGGUGGACCUCUGAGGAAGAAAGAUCACGAAAGGCAGAACACAUUUGAGAGGAAGUGUUUGAGCAGAAGAGAGAGCGAUGUUGUCCCCCGAGCAGGAGCCGCUGAGCUCGUCUAAACCCGUCAAAUACGGAGAGCUUGUCAUCCUCGGCUACAACGGCUCUCUGCCGAACGGAGACCGGGGCAGAAGGAGAAGCCGCUUCGCUCUGUUAAAGAGACCCAAAGCCAAUGGAGUGAAGCCCAGCACCGUCCACAGCACAUGCAGUCCGCAGACCGCCAAGGCCAUCAGCAAGAAAGACCAGCACAGUGUCUCGUACACGCUGUCCCGAGCGCAGACGGUGGUGGUGGAGUACACACACGACAGCAACACGGACAUGUUUCAGAUCGGCCGCUCCACUGAAAGCCCCAUUGAUUUCGUGGUGUUGGACAAUGCGCCCGGUUGCCACGGUAACGGCGACACGCUGUUGUCCCAGAGCACCAUCUCGCGGUUCGCGUGCCGGAUCGUGUGCGAGCGAGAGCCGCCCUACACCGCGCGAAUCUACGCCGCCGGCUUCGACUCGGCCAAAAGCAUCUUCCUGGGGGAGAAGGCGGCGAAGUGGUGGUGCGCUGACGGGCAGAUAGACGGCCUGACCACGAACGGCGUGCUGGUGAUGCGGCCGCGACACGGCUUCACCUGCGAGUCCAAGCCGAGCGCCUGGAGGGAGAUCUCGGUGUGCGGGAACGUCUUCACGCUGCGGGAGACACGGUCGGCACAGAAACCCGGCAAACUGGUUGAAGACGAGUCUCAGGAGUUGACGGACGGCACGUUGAUCGACCUGUGCGGCGCGACGCUCCUGUGGCGUUCGGCUGAAGGCCUGUCCCGCACGCCGACGCUCAAACACCUGGAGGAGCUCCGGCGGGAGCUGAACGCGGCUCGGCCUCAGUGUCCCGUGGGCCUGCGCACGCUCGCCUUCCCCAGCUCCGAUCGCUCCUUCAUCGGCCCGGCCCGCGACGACCAGCCCUGGGCCUACCUGCACUGCGGACACGUGCACGGGUACCACGCCUGGAGGGGGCGCCGGCGGGUCCCGAACGAGGGCUCGACCGAGGAGGAGGACGACGAGUCUGAGGCGAGAGAGGAGGCGGAGCGGGAGCCGCCGCGGGCGGGCGAGAGAGAGUGUCCGCUGUGCCGAACGCGAGGUCUGUACGUGCCGCUCAAACUGGGCCGCGAGUCGGGCUUCUACCUGGACGGGGCGCCCCCGACGCACGCCUUGAACCCCUGCGGACACGUGUGUUCAGAGCGGACCGCGGCCUUCUGGAGCAAACUGAUGGUGCCGCACGGGGCGCACGGCUUUUACCCCGCGUGUCCGUUCUGCAUGAGGCCUCUCGCGCGCGAGGGCAAGGUCGCGAGACUCAUCUUUCAGGGGCCGCUGGACUGAGUGCACCUGUGUGUGUGUGUGUUUUUAAGACUCGUACGUGCCAAACACUCAAAGUCAUCUGUUCUCUGCACUGCCAGUAGUUUUCAGUUAAAAAGUGUUGUCAAAAGUACCGACUUCGGUAUCAAAUCGGUACUGAAAUUUUAAAAAUGUGACGUUGGAAGCGUAAACGCCUCUGAUUGGCCCAUUGUGUUCACGCGCUCAUCGGAUAUGUCUGUGAUUGGCUGCGAUGAUCAGCGCUUCAAAAACGCUCUUCUCCUAUGGCUGACACGGAUACACACGGGAGCGUUUGAAAGCAGGACCGCUCCGCUGAUUGUGCGCUGAUCAUCGUAGCCAAUCACAGACGUAUCCGAUGAACGCGUGAACACAAUGGCCAAUCAGAGGCGUAUACGAUUACACUCGUAUAUGAUUACACUGUCUGUCUGUCUGUCUGUCUAAAUAUGUGUCUGUCUAUCUGUGUGUAUGUCUAUCUAUCUAUCUAUCUAU